CUCAAAUCCAAGACACAAAAACCAUUACAACAUCAAGAAUUGCAAUAAAAAAUGAACUCUUAAAAUUUAUUGUUUUCACAGCAACGACGACUUCCCCAAUCUCUCCAUUUGGCAGUUGCUGCUUCACUGUAAUAAAUAAAUUCAUCAUUCUCAAUCUCAAUCAAUCAAAUCCCAACUUAGCAAAUCACAAAAUUGAAAAAUCCUCAGUUUAAAUCCCCAUUUCCACACACCCCUUUUCCCUCCCACCUCUAAAAAUCCAAUCUUUUUCCCAAUGGGCGCCGGAGAUCAAGAAUCCGGCAACCUCCCGCCGGAAACCGCCGUGAAACCCUCCCUCCUCCGCCACAAUUCCCCUCUAGUCCAGGUGAUCCUGAUCGGAUUCGUGUGCUUCUGCUGCCCCGGCAUGUUCAACGCCCUCUCCGGCAUGGGCGCCGGCGGCCAGGUGGACCCCACCGCCGCCAACAACGCCAACACCGCCCUCUACACCACCUUCGCCGUCUUCGGCGUCCUCGGCGGCGGAAUCUACAACAUCCUCGGCCCCAAGCUCACCCUCGUCUGCGGCUGCUCCACCUACGUCCUCUACGCCGGCUCCUUCCUCUACUACAACCACUACCAGCACCAGGCCUUUGCCAUCGCCGCCGGCGCCCUUCUCGGGAUCGGCGCCGGCCUCCUGUGGACCGCGCAAGGGGCCAUCAUGACCUCCUACCCGCCCCACGACCGAAAAGGUACCUACAUUGCCUUGUUUUGGAGCAUUUUCAAUUUAGGUGGAGUGAUUGGAGGCCUAAUUCCAUUUGCAAUGAAUUUCCAUAGAACUGAGGCAAGAUCAGUCAAUGAUGGCACCUACAUUGGCUUCAUGGUCUUUAUGACAAUUGGGACUUUGCUAUCUCUCUCCAUUCUCCACCCGAGCCGUGUCGUUCGUGACGACGGGUCGAGGUGCACGAACAUCAAGUACUCGAGCGUGGGGGUCGAGGCUCGGGCGAUUUCCCGGCUGUUUCUCGACUGGAGGAUGCUUCUAAUGGUGCCUGCUUCUUGGGGCAGCAACUUCUUCUAUAAUUACCAAUUCAACAAUGUGAAUGGGGCAUUAUUCAAUCUUAGGACAAGGGGUUUGAACAAUGUCUUUUACUGGGGUGCUCAGAUGAUUGGCUCUGUCUUGAUUGGUUAUGUGAUGGAUUUUAGUUUCCGGAGUCGGCGGGCCCGGGGGCUGUUGGGCGUCGCGGUCGUUGCGGUGGCGGGGACGGCUAUUUGGGGCGGGGGGCUGGCGAAUCAGCUCGGUUAUGACCGGAGCGACGUGCUUCUGAAGCGUAUCCGGCUGCUCGAUUUCAAGAGUGGGAGUGAUUUUGCUGGGCCUUUUGUGUUGUAUUUCUGCUAUGGUUUGCUUGAUGCCAUGUUUCAGAGCAUGGUGUAUUGGGUGAUUGGGGCAUUGGCUGAUGACACUGAGAUUCUUAGCAGGUUUACGGGGUUCUAUAAGGGCGUGCAGAGCGCGGGGGCGGCUGUGGCGUGGCAGAUCGACUCGCACAACAUCCCGUAUGUGAACGAGCUAGCGACGAACUGGGCACUGAUGACGAUAAGUUAUCCGUUGCUGGUUCUGUUGAUCGUGAAAGCUGUGAAGGAUGAUGAUGAAGUUGAUGGAAAAUCGAAGGGAGACGGGACGAUCGUCCCCGGGAUCCAUUGAUGUUUUUUUUUGGUGUUGGGAUUGAAUGUUUUGCACCUAGGGUUGUUGAUCAAGAAAAUAUGCUUGUUCAUUCUUGUGGAACAUUAAUGUGUUCCACUUGAACAAGUGUUGUUGAUUGUUUUUGUAACUGUCGGCUUUGGUUCAUAGUAGAUACAAGUAAACAUGUUCAUGGUUGUAACUGUCGGCUUUGGUACCGGAAAUGUUGAAACUGUACCAGAACCCUAAGUUUAUGAUAUUAGCGACCAAGUUUUAAGUC
Salvia hispanica is the source of this 1925-nucleotide messenger RNA. Its product is annotated as UNC93-like protein 1. The record is from RefSeq and is a predicted model, not a curated record. NCBI's taxonomy places the organism in Eukaryota, Viridiplantae, Streptophyta, Magnoliopsida, Lamiales, Lamiaceae.